Molecule: messenger RNA, 1020 nt
Organism: Botrytis porri
Lineage: Eukaryota; Fungi; Ascomycota; Leotiomycetes; Helotiales; Sclerotiniaceae
Exons: 2
Coding region: 1-1020 (339 amino acids)
Source: RefSeq, a predicted model, not a curated record
AUGGCACGUACAGCCGCCGGACGUGGAGUGAUCGCUUCUGCCGCAAAACUCCAAAUCGACGAACUUGAAUAUGUCAUCGCGCAUCUCAUUGCCACCCGCAAUCUCGACAUCUCCAGCAUCCGCCAAAGAUCCGAACGCAUGCAAGCAGAAAUGGUCGCGCGACAAGAAGAGAGACAAACCACCAUGAGCCGAAUUGUCGCGGCGCUGCGUCUUCUUCCCGGAUAUGUAUUUCGCCAACUCGUUUUAUGUAUUCUGCAAAAUAAUCCUUUGAAUCAGCAAUUGCUGGUGGAGAAUUGGGAGCAACAAUUCAAUGAUCUGGAUACCGAGUUUGAGGGGGAUCCGGUCUUGGUUGAUGCGCUUGCGUUGUUUGCCUAUAUGAAUGCGAAAUCUUCGUUGACUCUCAGAUUGAUCAUUUCGUUUAUGGCGGGGAAUGAUAGUACGCUUCGUGGGUAUUUGAAGAGGACCCUGUUGAUCACGAAAGAGGAUGGAAGUCUUGAGAUCAGAACUUUUGAUCCGUUUGAGAGAGCGCCAUCUCCUGUAGUUGAGUUGGCACCGAGAAUUCCUAGGAUGUUCUUGCAGGAACCUUCUGAACAUCCUGUUAUGGUGGAUAACGAACAGUCGAUGCGGGAUACUUCGAGUGAUUGGGAGAUUGAGGAGAAGGUUUUUGUGCGAGACGCUUCUGAUGAUUCCUAUGCCAGUGAUACACCAUCUUUUCGAGAAGAAGCUUUGCCGGAGUUUGCUGAGGUCUUUGAUCUCGGUGAUGAGGCUUCUUUGAGGGAUACUUCGAACGAUGGGAAUGUGGAGGAGACGGUGUCUGUGCGAGAGACUUCUGUUUCUGAGGACUCGUGUGUCAGUGACACGACACAUUUGCAAGAAGAAGAAACUUCAGAUUUUGUUGAGGACGCAUCGGAGCUCAGUGAUGGGUCUUCUCUGGGAAGUACUCCUUUAAGAGAACCUUACGAAGUGACGGAUAUCAGUGGCUGGACGGAUGGACAGGAAGCUAGGUUUCGAGCAAAUUAG